Zasmidium cellare ATCC 36951 is the source of this 774-nucleotide messenger RNA. RefSeq lists its product as uncharacterized. Bases 1 to 774 code for a protein of 257 amino acids. NCBI's taxonomy places the organism in Eukaryota, Fungi, Ascomycota, Dothideomycetes, Mycosphaerellales, Mycosphaerellaceae. The transcript is spliced from 2 exons. The record is from RefSeq and is a predicted model, not a curated record.
AUGGGGCAGCAGAGGGUCUGGACAAUCGUGCCCGUCACAGAGAAACCGGCUUUGCUUGCCUCAGAUUGUUCCCUCACAACUCACCGCGGCGGCUCCGCGAGACACAAUCGGUGUCUGAUGAACGUGUUGAUCACGUCGUCCGACGAUGCGGCAAUCGGAGACGGACAAGCAUCAGAGAGUUGGUGGGUUUGCUUUGGAGCGAGGCGUCAGUGGCAAGCUCGGCGAGAACGAUUGCGGUGUCGUUGCGACACACAUUCUUCGUCGUUCGCCAUGGCGCUCCACGUGCCGGUGUUGUUGAGGAAGGUGAGAUGCAAAUGCAGGUUCAUCACAGACCAGCGAACGCCAUGGAAGAGACGUCUGUUUGGGUCGUUCUGCGGCGGUGGAGUGCAUGGUGCUUUGUCAAAAGAGCAACGUUGCUUGUUCGCCCGUUCGUCGAGGUACCGAUCGGAUUCGAGGUGUUUUCGCCGCAAAUCAAGGCGGGCGCGGAGGCGCGUAGUGGUCCAUCCACGUCACGAUCGAGUGCAGCAGCAAGCAAAGUCCGGAGGUGAAAAGCUCUUCGUCGGCACGCGAGACGAGAAGAGCUGCAGGAGAGGCGGUAGUGUCGUCUGCGAACUGCCAUCCGACCCGACCGUGGAUUCGGCGCGCAUGAUGAAUGCGUGCGUGGAUGAGCGCCGGGGCAGGAGCGCUGUUAAUGCGAUCGUCCCUGGCACUUUCCUAGGACCCGCGCCGGCCAAUGGGAGGGCAGUUCCUGAUGGAUUUGCGUUUCAGAAGUGA